This is a messenger RNA of Phycomyces blakesleeanus NRRL 1555(-), 880 nucleotides long. RefSeq lists its product as hypothetical. Gene Ontology annotation, cellular component: ribosome; mitochondrial large ribosomal subunit. Gene Ontology annotation, molecular function: structural constituent of ribosome. Lineage: Eukaryota; Fungi; Mucoromycota; Mucoromycetes; Mucorales; Phycomycetaceae. Gene Ontology annotation, biological process: translation. The record is from RefSeq and is a predicted model, not a curated record. The coding region runs from base 23 to 829 and encodes 268 amino acids. The transcript has 5 exons.
CCUUAAAUUAUUGACGACUUCGAUGCUUCUUGGACGAGUGUUGGCCGCACCUGUCAAGGGCUCCCUCUGGGCUGCUGCAUUUCAUUCUUCUUCCUUCCAGGCUGCUGCAGCACCUGUCUGGACUUCUGACUCUGUUCGUACUGGUGUCAUUGCACGAAAGAAGGGCAUGACUUCCAUGUGGGAUGAAGCUGGAUCCCGCCUGCCUGUCACUGUUCUUCAGCUGGAAGACGUGAUUGUGACCGAUAUUCGCACAAAAGAAAAGCAUGGAUAUUCAGCAUUGCAGAUUGGCUCGACUACAAAAAAGGAGAAGAAUGUAUCCAAGCCCCUCCGCGUACAUUACGAAAAUCUUGGUGUUGGACUGCGCGAAAAGGUUGCUGAAUUCAAAGUAUCAGAGGAUGCUAUUUUGCCUAUUGGUACCGAACUCAGCGCAUCACACUUUGUUACCGGUCAAUAUGUCGAUAUCACAGCACCCUCGAUCGGUAAAGGAUUUGCAGGUGUUAUGAAGAGAUGGAACUUUGCUGGUUUGCCUGCUUCUCACGGUGUGUCACUGACUCAUCGUUCUGGUGGUUCUACUGGUCAGCGCAAGUGGCCUAGUAAAGUUUUCAAAGGAAAGAAGAUGGCUGGUCGUCUUGGUGGCACAAGCGUCACUGUGCAAAGUCUUAAGGUAUUAAAGGUGGAUCCUGAGGAAAACCUUGUUUAUAUCAAAGGAUCCGUUCCUGGAUUUGAUGAUCAGUUUGUCAAGAUCAAAGAUGCUGUCAAGCUGAGAGGAGAGAAACUCUUCCCCAAGGAAUCAAUGCCACCACCGUUCCCUACUGUGAAUAAACAAUAAUCUGAUAGACUCAUGUAAACAAUAAACACUCCCGCUCCUACUACCACUGUC